CUCGAACGUUCACAAAACAGCGAUGGACGGCGCCAAGGACAAUGCGGUCGACUGCCUGCAAAAGAAGGCCAUCUAUGACCACUGCUUUGACCUGUGGUACAAAGACGUCUUUCUCAAGAACAAGAGCAAGGGCAAACUCGGCUGCCAAGAGCUCUACAAGGAGUACUCGGCGUGUAUGACGGAGGAGCUCAAGGCAGACCUGCCGCUCGUUCAGAGCAUCCGCGCCGAGAUGAACCCCGAGCACACGGCGCAGUGGAUCGGGAAGGACCUUCCGAAUCCCAACGCCAAGGCUGAGAAAGCAUAACAGACGUGUCAUUUGCCUUUGCAUUCUUCAUGUACCGGCUCCCAGAUCCUAUUACCGAGGGCCGGCACUGCAUAUCUAGUUCAUUCAUGGGUUGGCAACGAUCUCGCGGCCACGAGACUGCGCAAUGUUGUUGGCAUCUCAAUAAUAUCGAAGUUGAGGUAUCCGUCACGGCAACGGACUACGUAAAGUUCGCGCGCACUCACCAAGCGGCCUACCUCAAGUGCCUCGCCACGACCAACGCAUACUUCCGGUGGCGCCAGUACGACUUCCAGGACACGACAGCCUGCUGCAACGACGUUGA
Molecule: messenger RNA, 605 nt
Organism: Saprolegnia diclina VS20
Lineage: Eukaryota; Oomycota; Saprolegniomycetes; Saprolegniales; Saprolegniaceae
Exons: 3
Coding region: 23-304 (93 amino acids)
Source: RefSeq, a predicted model, not a curated record